Messenger RNA from Eremomyces bilateralis CBS 781.70, 1195 nucleotides. RefSeq lists its product as uncharacterized. The record is from RefSeq and is a predicted model, not a curated record. The transcript is spliced from 2 exons. NCBI's taxonomy places the organism in Eukaryota, Fungi, Ascomycota, Dothideomycetes, Eremomycetales, Eremomycetaceae. Bases 353 to 1030 code for a protein of 225 amino acids.
GUUACUCGUAAAUAACCCGGUCCCAGGUCUAUCAUUCAUUCAUCCAGCCCCCGACAACUCACAACGUGCAUCUCAAUUGAUGAACCAACUUCCGCUGCUACUAAUACCAACCUACCUUGAAAUAUUUCAAUCUAUAUUCUUACCACAAGGUCUAUUGCAAACUUGUCACAUGCUAUUUACAAUACCUCCGAACUCUAGUCGCUUCAAAAUAAACCGCGAUGGGUGAAUAUCCCCAUGAGACAACUAUCCUUGACCAUGACGGUGACCUACACCUGGUAACAGGCCGCUCGUUCAAGGAUAUACUCCAAGUCCAUUCUUUCUUUUGAAGAAGGCAUCGCCUGUUUUCAAUGUCAUGCUUGGCCCGAAUUUUAAAGAAGGACAGCUGGACGUUGGUGCUGCGUCGGGCACCCCGAAGUCAAUCGAACUCCCAGAUGAUGAUCCUCGCGCAAUACUCUUUAUCUGCCGGUGCCUUUACCAUGAUAUUGAGAUUCGGAAAACAUACAUGUCGGGCGAGUUGCUGCUGGAUAUCGCGGUGACGGCGGAUAAAUACCAGAUGACGCCGGUAAUCCAAUGCGUUGCAGACCGUUGGCUGCAUACUAAGCUCCCAAGAAUCCCAAGUAUAAAAACACUCCGGUCAGGGAACCUGGGAAAUUCCAUAGGAAUGGAGGACGGGGGAUACUACUUAAAAAAAACAUGUUUUCCCAAAAAGGAUCAAACGGCUCGCGAUAUCAUGGACUACCUGGUCUGCGCAUAUGUGAUGGAUGAAAAGAUCCGGUUCGAAGACAUCUCUAAGCACCUCUGCUUAGUUAUGGAUGCGUCCUUCCUAAGCUUUCAAAGAGCUGGAAAUCAUAUAAUGGAUUUUAUUCCAUGGCAACUCAUUUCCCUGCUCCAGGAUCUGAAAACCAACAUGAAGAGCAAUUUCAUCACCUUUCUGGUACAAUACAUGGACACCCUCCACGGGCAAAGCCGUUUCCAAUGCACUGAAUGCAGUUGGGCCCAUGAGCUUGGGGGGCCUACCGAGCAAACUUGACCAGGCACUUGACCACGGAGGGAUCUCAAAACCCAUUCCAAUCAUUGCUGUCUCUGAUGGACCACCUAUUGCAGAACGGCCUUGAACCGAUGUAUGAUGACCCUCUCUGCGAGGAGAAAGAUCAUGGAAUUCCCGACUACGAACUUGUGCUCCCAGCUCUGAUGG